AACCUCAAAUUUUCUCAGAUUGUUUCAAUUUUAGAGUUAGAAUAGAGACUGAGAAGUACGUCCUUUCAGAUUGCAGAAUCUUAGGGAGAAAGAGAAGGAAAAAGAGGCAGGACUCUGGGUCCGGAAUGAGUCUGAGUAGCUGAAAUGGUAAAGACUCUCCCAGAACCAGGUAGACUGGUUGACUGCAGCAAGCACCACUCCCUGGAAUAUUCGUGUACUCCAGCUCCCACCUGAGGAUGCACUGUGUAGAGAAGAACUAGGAGGAGAAGAGUCAGCCCCACAGUGGGACCAGAGUUCCCUGCUGCUCCUGAAGGGCUAAGAAAAGAGCCUAGAAAAGCAAGGAAUUUGCUAGUGACCCAAAGGUGGUGAAGUGAAGGGCCACAAAAACAGGAAGCUUCAAGCCAAGACAGAUCGGGAAGACGAGGUAGAAAGAGCUGCACAUACAUCUCAAGUCCAACUUCCCAAACAGUUUCCAGAGAUGGAUCGUCUUACUUUCCUUUUGGCUAUUCUUCAUGUAUACAAAGCUAUAUGUGAAGAGAUAUUCUGGGAUACAACUGUUAAACUUGCGGAAAAUAUGACAUUGGAAUGUGUGUAUCCACCAGGGGACACAGUAACCCAAAUGGAAUGGUACAAAAUCAAUGGGACAGAUAAAGACCACAUAGCCAUUUUCAGCCCUUCUUAUGGGGUGAUCAUAAGGCAGCCCUAUGACAAUAGGGUCUGCUUUUUAAAUUCAACGAUGGCUCUCAACGAUAUGACCCUGUCCUUUCAUAACACCUCCGAAGCGGACGUGGGCUUCUAUUCCUGCCUUCUUCAUACUUUCCCACAUGGAACUUGGCAAAAGGUGAUACAAGUGGUUCAGUCAGAUAGUUUCGAGAUAGCUGUGCCGUCCGAUAGCCACAUAUUCUCAGAUGCUGGAGAAAACGUCACCCUUAGCUAUGAGCUUCAGAUGACGUGGCAAGCGCAGCAGGCCACCUGGGAGAAGAUCCAGCCCCACCAGAUCGACCUCUUAGCUUACUGCAACCUGUCCCAGGGGAGGAGUUACCCAUCCAAGUACCCAAGACAGAUCCUGAGCAGCUGCACCCCGGAGGGCAGGCACAGCUUCAUUAUAAUCCCGCAGGCCACAGCCUCGGACUCGGGGCUUUACCGCUGCAGCGUCAAGGCCAGCACCGGUGAGAACGCAACCUUUGUGAUGAGACUGACCGUGGCCGAUGGGAAAACCAAUAACCACUACAUCCUCUUUGUGGCCACAGGGACGGUUUUAUUGUUGCUUGUUAUCGUAGUUAUCAUCAUCACUGUCAUUUCAUGUAACAGAAGGAGAAAGAGACAGAAAAUAAUUCGUCUUAAAGAGUUCUGGGAUUCAAAGACUAAGGCAGGCAACAAUUAUAGGUGUCCCAACUCCACCAACCAACCUGUGGAUGAUGCAAGAGAGGAUAUUUACGUCAACUACCCAACCUUCUCUCGCAGACCAAAGACUCGAACCUAAGCUUUCUCCUUGAUUGAUCAAAUCAGUGAUGGCUAUUAUGCACCUGGAUCUUUAUGCAAUGUUUUCCCACUACCCAACCUUCUCUCGCAGACCAAAGACUCGAACCUAAGCUUUCUCCUUGGUUGAUCAAAUCAGUGAUGGCUAUUAUGCACCUGGAUCUUUAUGCGAUGUUUCCCACUACCCAACCUUCUCUCGCAGACCAAAGACUCGAACCUAAGCUUCUUCUUGGUUGAUGAAAUCAGUGAUGGCUAUUAUGCACCUGGAUCUUUAUGCAAUGUUUUCCCACUACCCAACCUUCUCUCGCAGACCAAAGACUCGAACCUAAGCUUUCUCCGUGAUUGAUCAAAUCAGUGACGGCUAUUAUGCACCUGGAUCUUUAUGCGAUGUUUCCCACUACCCACUGUCUACCUUGGGCACUAGUAGACUGAAUUAUUCUGAUAGGAAAAAUGCCUCAUUACCUAAAAACAUUCUUAACAGAAAUGUUUCAAAAAACCUGAACCUAGUUAGUAAUUCAGUAACCUAAUUCAGCAGUCAUUCGAUCCAGGGGAGAUCAAGCUUCAGGCAAGGGUCAUCGACCAGGGUUUAAAUGUUGUGUUUAGAACUAAGCACGGACAUAACUGGUUUCUGGAACCUCUUCUACAGCAUCAGACCCACUUCCCUGGUGCUGACUUAAUUCUUGUGCAGGCUUUCCCCUAGUGUUUCCAAAUGCUGCCAAUAACUCCUGGUAAUUCACACAUUCUUGUUUUUGUCUGGUAGAGAAUUUCUCUUUGUCAUUAAACAAGCGUCAAUUCAGGGUUCAACUCUAGAUCGGAGGGGUGACACUAGAGCACAUUAUUGGGCAGUUCAAGGUAACCUUAGAAGAGGAAAAGGAAGCCUCACUGGGGAGAUUACCAACAAUCUGACUGCGAUGACAAAACAUUCUAAGACAUCUUUUUAACCAUCUAAAAAACUGAAUAUGGACUGGAUAUGGCCAGUAUUCUCUAUUUACUUCUAGAAUCUGCUACAUCAGCAUAGACCAGGAGAGUGCCUGGCUACCUCUGACUUUAAAUAGAAUUCUGCUACUAUCCACUCCUAGUCUAAUGAGCAAGCGUAGUAUAUGAUCCAAUAAUAAUUAAUGUUUUUGAAAUUGACUUUUUGUACUUUCGAGAAUUAUUUUUAAUAUGUAAGUUCUUUAAAAGAGUCAAGUACCUAGGCAUUAUAAAUUUAUUAUGUGAAAUUCAAAUACACAAAAAAAGAAGGAUAGCAGAUGUACAAAUGUACAUAAGCAAAGGAAGUAAGUUAUGGAAUAGUGUACCACACCAGAGUAUAUACACUCCAUAUAUACUUCCAAAAAUUAAAAAAAAAACCUAGAUUAAUUAUAAAACUGCAAGUAUUGAAGUUGUAUACCUGAUACUAAUUCAAAUUCUCAUGUUGUCUAGACAGAUUUUAAGUUGUACUUUACAGUUUUAAGCUAAAUAGUAGAUAUUAUACAAUUUUAGCGUUAAAUACCGUAAUGUCAAAUAAUACAAUUAUUCUGUGAAUUGCAGAAAUUGCAAGAUUUUUAUGACCUCAAACACAUUUCAUAAAGGAAAAAAGUAAAAAUGACCAUUUCCCAGUUGUACUAAUGUAUAUGUAAGAAGAGCUAAACCUCAUUUUUGCUGUUUACUUAAAGAUCUUGGUAUUUGGAUUCUCAAAGUAUUUCCACAAAUAUAUUAUUCUAACAAAGUCAAAAUAAAGUUUACAAGAAAAUACUCUACUAUCAAAUCUAGCAAAGAUUUCUUGGUGGGCUCUAUCAGUUUGCAUAGCACAGCAAACUUAGCAUCAUUUAAAUGGUAACAUUUCUCUUUUCCUUAGAAGUUUAAAGACUUUCAAAAUAUUGCUCUCUGGGAUGUUCUGAUAACCAAAUUCUCAGUGGUUAAUAGAGGCAAGAAGGAAAACAUUUCUAUAAUUGCAAUAUAGGGAAGCUUAAAUUCCACUUUAACAGAUAAAAUAUCCACUGGAGUGUGGACAGUCCAACCAGAUGCCAUUGUCAUGGUGGCUUUUAGUUAGAGUUUUUGGAAGACUUCAUGCCAACCAUUGCAGGGCUGCCAAGCCUCCAGAACAUUUGGAACUUAUCUCUUUUUCCAUGGGUGUUUUAAUUUUUAAAAAAAUCUCUCACUCAAAAUAUUUAUGAGAACUAUUUACUCUGUCACAUUCUUCUUUUCUACAUAUUCUUCCUCUGCAGAGUUCAGAAUUUUUAAGGAACGUGGAGCCAUCCUAAGUCCUACAGAAAAUCCUCCGGCCUCCCUGCUGCUUCUGUUAUACUCUCAGCUGAUAAGCUGAGGACUUUCUGUUCAUUAUUUUUCUUUUCCUGAUAAUUUUUACUUACAAAACACGUUCAUUGUAGUCUCUUUUAUAUUAUACCGAAUUCACUAGAAUUUUGGAACUCUAGCUAAUUAAAAAAUUCAUUAUAUAUAUGUAUAUAUGUGUAUGUGUGUAUAUAUGUGUAUAUACAUAGUAUAGUCCCCACUCUUCUGCACCUACUAUUCUGGUUGUUACUAACAAAACGGAUCAGAACAGAACCACAGAAUGAGAAAAUCAAAAUUGGAAUAAAUUAUGUUUUAAAUCUUCUUUUAGAAGGUGCUGCUUUGGAGACAAGUUGCUUAAGAAUUUUUUUAACGUAUGCAGUUUAUAUUGAUAUACAACACAACAUUAAAUAAAAUCCGUGCUUCCUUUGCAUGCCAUUAUUUUAAUAUUUACAUUAAAGUAACCAAUUAAAGAAAAUAGUAAGAUAGUAACAGGCAUGCACGUUUGUUCAAUGCCAUUACAGAGUACACAGUUUUGUCAGGGAAGGAACACAUCUCAUUAACCUACUGUGACUAUGUACUGACUAUAUUAUCAUCAGAGAGACCAUCAAAUCCUAUUUAAAGCCCUUUAUGUGUGCUGAGGAAAUAGAACAGAAAUUUAAUUAGCUUGUAAUCAUGCUUAUGGAUGGGAAGCAGGUGGGUAAGGAUAUGAUUUUCAGUUAGUAAAGCUUCAAGUUUAUAGAAUGUUUUAAGAUCAGUUUAUUACUAAAAUAGUAUAUACAAAAAUUUAAAAUACAUUGGUUAUCAAUUUAGAAAGUAACGUGGGAUGGGCCUCUGGCACAGUGGUUAAGGCCCUGGAUCCCACAUGGACACCCAUACAGUCUUCGACUCAGUAGCUUGAAAAACAUGGUGGGUGCAUGUGCAUGUGUGCCCCAGAUCCCAAAAGAAAUGGAAAAGGAAUUGUGACAUGGCCAUCCUCCAUGGGGGUGUUUUCUCACCCUUUCUCUGUCUUUUUCUGUGUACACAUGCCCUCUUAUAAAAUUUUAAAAAAUAUGUGCUGUAUUGUACACUGCUUGUAUGAAAUUUCAGUAGACUGAAGAUAUUUAUAGAAUGAAGAUACUCUAAAGUAUAAGUGAGAUACAAGUUGGAAUACAAAGUAGUUUUUUUCUACAGCAGUGAUUAAAAAAAACAUUGAAAAGUAUAGAACAACAUAAGCAUGUAAGUCAUCAUUUUAUUAUUAUUAAUAAUUUGACUACUAUUAAACUGUAAUGCCUGGUGGCUAGCAGGUGUCAUGAUGGUUAAGGCACUGGACUCCCACAUGCUGACUGUGGUUUGAGUCACAGACUUGGUGACUUGCUUUCUCAAUUACCCCCUCUCUCUCUUUAUGUCUCUAUCUUUCUCUGGUGAAAGCACAUUCCAUAUAGCUAAUUUAAAAUAAUAAUAAAUGAAAUUAAAUCAUUCUUUAAAAAAAGUGUAAUGCCCUGCAUGCCUUCACUUUCAGGCUUUCCCAUGGGACUGUAUAUUUUUUCAUUGGUCUGUUUAUUGGAAUUACCCUCACUACAUCUCUGGGCUCUUAGACAUCUGAAAACUAAGAUUGAAUUUGGUCUUUAUAAAUUUCUCUAUAGCUAGUGAGUCAGUAAGCAGAAUAACAGUUUAUACAUUUACUGCAAUGCUUUCUAAGAAACAGUUUUAAAUCUUCAAGGUUUGUUUACAUGUUGUAUGUAUUUUUUUGUACUCGAAGCACUAAUUAAAUUGUAAGAUGUUGUAAGAAGAGAUCUCAUUUGGGGAUAUGAGUGAAAAAUGUCCAGAAUAGUCCUGGCUUAUCACCUACUGUCUCCGUUCGAAUGCCAAGUUAUGUGGUCACCCUAUUUAAACACUCUCCAGUUCUCAGUUUUUGUAGGACAUGCAAAUGUUUUUCUCGAUGUACUGUAUUCUGUUGUUUGGAAUAAAUAAAAUGUAGCAUACCACAA
Tupaia belangeri chinensis (Chinese tree shrew) is the source of this 5717-nucleotide messenger RNA. It is a transcript of the gene CD226, whose product is annotated as CD226 molecule. The transcript is spliced from 7 exons. The coding region runs from base 479 to 1483 and encodes 334 amino acids. Gene Ontology annotation, cellular component: external side of plasma membrane. Gene Ontology annotation, molecular function: cell adhesion molecule binding. Gene Ontology annotation, biological process: positive regulation of natural killer cell cytokine production; cytokine production; positive regulation of immunoglobulin mediated immune response. Lineage: Eukaryota; Metazoa; Chordata; Mammalia; Scandentia; Tupaiidae. The record is from RefSeq and is a predicted model, not a curated record.